UCGUUUAUGCGAUAUCGUUCAGCCUCGUGGGCCACUGGUACCGUCCACAGGGUGCGGUCUCUAUGGCCGCGUUCAAUUUCUUCGACUCAUGCCAGAGCACACAGGGGUGGCUACGAUAUGGCUCCAAUGAAGGCUUGCAAGGAACUGCCUGAUAACUUCGCUGAGUUGAGCAGGAACUUGAAGUAUGACGAAGGCGCUGCAUCUCUUGUGACCUUUAGCGAUACAUUAAAUCUGGCUCUUGUAUUCGAAAAUGAACAUUCUAUCCGACAAAAGCUAUGCGAAUUCAAGGAACACUAUAUCUGGAUGAACGUCUCUGUAGUCAUGUAUGACAUGGAGGCUGACACCAACCGAUAUGCCACUAGCGUAGCGCGCUUUGGGGAUUGCGAGCACAAGUUUAACCUCACCCAAGAUGGAUCCCGUGUUUACCUGGCCCGGCAGAUGGAGGAAUUCUUGCGCGUGAACAUAACCACACCAGAAGACUUGCCGAAGUGCUACUCACUUCCAAUUUACCAACCCCACUCUACUGGCUGGCUGUAGGCAGACCAUGGGACACUCGUGCCACAACCACGUCCAUGAACUUGCAGCGCAAGCUGCCGAAAAGGUCACUUUGGCGAGGAAUGGACUUGGCAUCAUGAACUGUGCAGUUUAACUAAACCAGCCUGAUCUCGA
Messenger RNA from Dermacentor silvarum, 669 nucleotides. RefSeq lists its product as uncharacterized. Lineage: Eukaryota; Metazoa; Arthropoda; Arachnida; Ixodida; Ixodidae. The transcript has 4 exons. Bases 7 to 537 code for a protein of 176 amino acids. The record is from RefSeq and is a predicted model, not a curated record.